AUGUCUCUGCCCCUGAUCCUGCUGUCGCUGAGAUCCACUAGCAAGAUGGCAGAGUCUGGGGGCCUUGCUCUGUCCAUCUCAUCUCUUCCAGACAAACCACAGGUGCUCCAGUUCGUUGAUUGGGUUCUUCGGGGCAUAUCCCAAGUGGUGUUUGUCAGCAACCCCAUCAGUGGAAUCCUGAUUCUGGUUGGACUCCUGGUCCAGAAUCCCUGGUGGGCUCUCAGUGGCUGUGUGGGAACAGUGGUCUCCACCCUGACAGCCCUAUUGCUUGCCCAGGACAGGUCCGCAAUCGCCGCAGGACUCCAGGGCUACAAUGCCACGCUGCUGGGAAUCCUCAUGGCUGUCUUUUCAGACAAGGGCAACUAUUUCUGGUGGCUGUUAUUCCCUGUGUCUGCUAUGUCCAUGACUUGUCCAAUUUUCUCAAGUGCGUUGAACUCCUUGUUCUGCAAAUGGGACCUCCCCGUCUUCACGCUGCCCUUCAACAUGGCAUUAUCAAUGUACUUAUCGGCCACAGGACAUUACAAUCCAUUCUUCCCAGGCAAAUUGUUCAAACCCGUGACCGCGGUUCCCAAUAUCACCUGGUCUGACCUCAGUGCCCUGCAGUUAUUGAAAUCGCUGCCCGUGGGUGUGGGCCAGAUCUACGGCUGUGAUAACCCGUGGACAGGGGGCAUUUUCCUGGUCGCCCUUCUGCUCUCCUCCCCACUCAUGUCCCUGCAUGCUGCCAUCGGGUCGCUGCUGGGGAUAGCAGCAGGACUCAGUGUCUCGGCACCAUUUGAGAACAUCUACCUUGGACUCUGGGGUUUCAACAGCUCUCUGGCCUGCAUUGCAAUUGGAGGAAUGUUCAUGGCUCUCACCUGGCAAACGCACAUCCUGGCUCUUGCCUGUGCUCUGUUCACGGCCUACCUUGGAGUCAGCCUGUCCCACGUGAUGGCUGUGGCGGGAUUGCCGGCUUGCACCUGGCCCUUCUGUUUGGCCACAUUACUUUUCCUCUUGGUGACCACGAAAAAUGCCAACAUCUACAGGAUGCCCCUCAGCAAAGUCACUUAUCCUGAAGAAAACCGCAUCUUCUACCUCCAAGCCAAGAAAAAAAGGAUGGUUGAAAGCCCUUUGUGAGGGCAAGCCCCACCCACAGCCCAGGUCCCAAGGGGGGACUGACCGACUGCCCCAGGUGACUCCCAGGGUCUCGGCAAACUGCUGUUUUUCAUUAGCAACAACAUUCACACUGCCCCAUUGGCAAUCUGCUCUUAGGCUCAUUUCUGUGGCUUCCUCUUAGACUCCAGGAACACCCCCAAACAUGUGAGAGACGCAUCCAGAUGGUCUGCCCUGGUGGGGCGCUGGUGCUAGACAUGUAAUCUAUUCAUAAAGUCAAACGCUCCAACAGGAAGAAGACGUGAGACCAGAGCUUGUUAUUUAUUGAUAUUCUUGGUGUUUGGUUGGCUACAUGAUGUUAACAGUAUUAAAAAUUAAGCUCUACAAACCAACGAAGGCUUCAGUGAAUGGACUUCAUGGUCCCAAAAUCAAAGUCAACCCAGCAUUCUCCGAUAAGCAGUUUGACUUGUUUAAAAUCAAUACAAGUUAUGCGGGACAGCUGUGGUGCCCACAGCUCGUUCUCCAGCUCCUGGGCAGAAGGGCCUGGAUGCUGCCCUGUGUGUGUGCGGCGUUCUCCUACAAGGAGAUGGUUGAUUCUUUCCCGCUGACACAGCUCUAGGAGGGAGAAAGGGGUUUUAUCAGUCAAAAUUAUUUUGUAGUGUUAUUUUUCUUAGGACAUCGCAAAGGAUGUUUUAAGUAAAGUUUAUGAUCUUUUUCUUAUGAGAAUGGAUUUGUUUUUUCAAUGAGGUAAAUUAAGAGAAGUUCCUGGCCUCACCAGUUCCUAGAUAUUAACGAAAAGUUACAUUUUUAUAAAAUACUUGGCAUAGCCAUUUUUACUUUAAUCCCCAAGUUGAUUUCGUAAAUGCCAGGAAUGCAUAGAACCAAGUUAUCAACAUCCAAGGCCCUUUAAAACCACAUUUGCAAUUCAUCUGAGGAUGUCUUAUAUCUUAUAAAGACUGAAAGUGAAGGUCAGAUUGUUUCUGGGUGCUUGGAAGUUGUUGAGUUUCUUACUUUAAAAAAAAAAAAUCAUCAUUUUCUGCAGGCUCACAAUAUCCUCACUCAGAAACCUGACAAGACAUACCGGUAAAGGGUUCUCCUGUUUUGUUUUGGUUUGGUUUUUUGUUUGUUUUAAUCUUAAAGUUAUCAGUCCUAUAAACAUUCUAUAUACCCAAACAUGCUGAGGAUGCCGUGGAAAGUUCCGCUCACUACCUUCUACUUGAGUCUAUAUCAGUUCAGUAUUUUGGAGGAUUCAAAAAGAGAAAUCGUGAAAGCCUAAAGGCUUUUUUUCCCCUUUGGGUUUCCAGCGCUCAGGGCAAAACACAAAGUGUGCUGCACAAAUAAACAGAAGAGGGGAAGGAAACCUACAAAUACCUGGGGAGAAGUCCACUUCUUCCUUUUCUCAGGAACACAAACAUUGUUCCAAUUUAACAACCCUGUAACCAAAGCCUUUUGAAGCCCUGAAUUUGCAACUGUCAUAGAGUCAUGUGCAUUCCUGUGGAAAAACUAGAUUUUCAUUGUUCGGACAGAGAUCUCCCUUGUUAGGGAAUUUGUGAGAUAAGAUUUGGGGGGGGGGGUCGGGGGAAGGACACAAAAAAGCAAGCAGAACCAAAGAUAACCAGGAGGGAAGAACCUGGGCCGUGGUUGAGCGAACCAGAGCUUCUAACGUGUCUUCAGGCCCAUCUUCACGAGGAGCUCUAGAGUGUUCUCUGUGCCUUCACCUGGUGGGCUCACAGAGACGUGUAGAUAGGAACAUUCUAAAGCCUUGUACAUUGUCUAAUUUAAAUGGUAUUAAUUUUCUCAAGCUAUUUUUGUUACUAAGUAUUAUCCUGAAAUGAAGUGAGUAAUUUGUUAGUUUUCUUAGGGAUCACUUGUAUUCUUUCCUAUUGUCCGUAUAACCAAUUUCCAAUUAAGAAUAUGAAUAAAAUUAUACUCACAACUCA
This is a messenger RNA of Leptonychotes weddellii (Weddell seal), 3029 nucleotides long. NCBI's taxonomy places the organism in Eukaryota, Metazoa, Chordata, Mammalia, Carnivora, Phocidae. The record is from RefSeq and is a predicted model, not a curated record.